This is a messenger RNA of Austrofundulus limnaeus, 1495 nucleotides long. Its product is annotated as gamma-aminobutyric acid receptor subunit rho-3. Gene Ontology annotation, biological process: monoatomic ion transmembrane transport. Lineage: Eukaryota; Metazoa; Chordata; Actinopteri; Cyprinodontiformes; Rivulidae. The record is from RefSeq and is a predicted model, not a curated record. Gene Ontology annotation, molecular function: extracellular ligand-gated monoatomic ion channel activity; transmembrane signaling receptor activity. Gene Ontology annotation, cellular component: membrane.
GGAGACCUGUGAAACAUGAAAGUGGCCCCGCUGACUUGCCUGACUCUGGCUGUGGUCAGUUUCAUUGCCGUGGUGACCGGUGGUCGCAACUCGGGUCGCAGGAGGCACAAGGAGGUCCUCCUUGGGGAGAACAGCAAGUUCCAGUUUGGGAGGCGCAUCGAUUACAAGCUGCGGCGGCAGGACAGCACCAAAACUUUUCUGAUCAAAAGUGAACAACUGCUGAGGAUCGAGGAUCACGACUUCGCCAUCAGACCGGGCUUUGGAAAUGCAGCCAUCCCUGUGGGCAUCGACGUGCAGGUGGAGAGCAUCGACAGCAUCUCUGAGGUCAACAUGGACUUCACCAUGACUCUGUACCUGCGUCACUACUGGAAGGAUGAGAGGCUGUCGUUUCCGUCUCACAGCAACCAGAGCCGGACGUUCGACUCCCGACUGGUGAAGAAGAUCUGGGUUCCCGACGUCUUCUUUGUCCACUCCAAACGCUCCUUCAUCCACGACACCACCAACGAGAACAUCAUGCUGCGGGUUUACCCCGACGGGAACAUCCUCUACAGUGUCAGGGCGACUGUAACAGCUCUCUGCUCGAUGGACUUCAGCAGUUUUCCACUGGACACUCAGAACUGCUCGCUGGAGCUGGAGAGCUAUGCCUACAACGAGAACGACCUGAUGCUGUACUGGAAGAACGGGAACGACUCCCUGAGGACAGAUGAGAUCGUCUUGUCUCAGUUCUUCAUCGAGAAUUUUCAUGCCUCCAGCGGCCUCGCGUUCUACAGCAGCACCGGUUGGUACAAUCGUCUCUUUAUAAACUUCAUCCUGCGGCGGCACAUYUUCUUCUUCAUGCUGCAGACGUACUUCCCCACCAUGCUGAUGGUCGUCCUCUCCUGGGUCUCCUUCUGGAUCGACCGGAGGGCCGUUCCUGCUCGAGUGUCUCUGGGUGUCAUAUGUGAAAGCGGUGGACAUCUACAUGUGGACCAGCUUCCUGUUUGUCUUCCUGUCUGUCAUUGAAUAUGCAGCUGUGAACUACUGCACCACUCUGGAGGAGAUGAGAAAGAUGAGGAAGGGGAAGAUCCCCUCCACCUUCAAUGCCAGCCAGGCGAUGGCCUUUGACGGCUGUUUCCAUGAUGACGACAUUGAGCUGACCCCAUUCCCUCGGAUGGCGCCCACGCUGACCACUGACCCCCUGACCACGCCGAGCCAAAACUCGGACAUGCGUCCCACAGAGGGCACCCGGCUGCGGCGGCAGCGGUCGGUGCGUGAGAACGUGGCCCUGCUGGUCAGCAACAGUUACAUGAUUGACUCGUACUCGCGCCUGGCCUUCCCUCUGUCCUACCUGCUGUUCAACACAAUCUACUGGAGCCUGUACUCCUGAUCCCACCCGUCCGGGAGACGCCCAACCGAGUUCCGAGGCCGGACGAAAUGCCAGGGCGCGCACUUUCAGGAGAGACUGAGGGAAAUCUCCUGAGACCCUCGGUCUGUGUUAGACUGUUGAACACAGACU